CCUCGGGCUGCUAAUUUGCUGGACACACAGAGCCCUGUUCUGUAACCUCUCCUUAGGUUGUGGGUCCGCGCUUCCGGCAUCUUUUUUAACGACCGGCCGCUGUGCUCCCCAUCCCGAGGAGUCUCUCUCAGAAGCGCAUCCUGCUUCUCGGAACACGCGGAAAGCUCUCUGGGCAUCGGAAAACCCCGAGUUCUCUCCGGCGGUGGCACUUGCUCUCACGGGACGCACUGCAAGGACUGAACAUCGCUUCCACCUCAUCCCCAUGACCUCAUUAAGACCCUCCAGUUGCACCAGCCGUGGAGCGUUGGGAAUUUGAGGCAUGUCAGGUUUAAGACUAAGGAAAUCAGGUCCGCUCUUGAAUUAAGACUUCUUUCCACACACUGUUCAUACCAUUUCCCACCAUCAUUUUUCUUUUAUCUUUUUUUAAAAAAAGAUUUUAUUUAUUUAUUUGACAGAGAGACAGAUCACAAGCAGGCAGAGAGAGAGAGAGAGAGGAGGAAGCAGGCUCCCUGCAGAGCAGAGAGCCCGAUGCGGGGCUCGAUCCCAGGACCCUGAGAUCAUGACCUGAGCUGAAGGCAGCGGCUUAACCCACUGAGCCACCCAGGCGCCCCUCCCACCAGAAUUUUUCAAUAUUUUUCUUAACCUGCUUAGCUGAAUGUGCCCCAGCCCCUGACAAAGGCCACCGUCAGCCUCAGCUGUCACCGCUGAGCGACGGAAUGGGUGACCCCAGCCCAUCCUGGCCUCACAGUCCCUCCCUGCCGCAUCGGCUGCAGAGUGGACUUGUGGCAAGUGGAAGAAAGUCAAAAUUUAUCGUUUGCACCAAAGGCUGCAAGUUUACGGGGUGGCCGGGGGCGUUGCUCAGGAGCAGCCGAGUUUUCUUCCGAGGUUGUGUCUCUGGUUGCCGACGACGCGGGGCGCAGCGCAGCCGCUCGCCGGUCCAGCACCUCGGGCAGGUCCGCGGGCUCCCAGCCGGCUCGCGCGGUGUCGGUGAUGCCCAGGCCGGACUCCCGGGCUCCCUGCGGAGUCUCCUCCCCGCGAGGGAAGGCGGCGGCCGGUGCGGCUGCCUGCAGGCCAGGCUCCGGCUGUGUUUUCUUUUCAGUGUGCCCUGGACGUCCAGGAAGGGGUCCGUGUCCGCGAGAUGCCGCUUCCAUCUGCUUCGAGAAGCAAACUGCAGAGCACGCGCCCCAGUUUCUGGUUCCGGGCAUUCCUCGGCCGGGCUCGUGCGCGUCCCCCCCCACCCCCCGGCCCCGACGUGGUGCCCACGCGCGUCUGCACCGGGCGAGUCCUCCGUGUCGGCGGCGGCCGGUCCCCCGCGGCCCACCCCGGGCGCGCCGUCCCGAGCCCCGAGGCGGUGGCGGGGUGCAGAAAGCUGGGGCGACCCGCGCGGGCACGACCGCAGACGCGGGGCUGGUGCGCGGGCGGACGGGCGCGGCCGAGGAAACAGAACCUGCGCAGGACCCGCGGCAGGUCCCCGUCUCGGCCUCCCGGCGCGCCGGGCCUGA
Mustela lutreola (European mink) is the source of this 1502-nucleotide messenger RNA. RefSeq lists its product as uncharacterized. The transcript has 2 exons. Bases 717 to 1502 code for a protein of 261 amino acids. The record is from RefSeq and is a predicted model, not a curated record. Lineage: Eukaryota; Metazoa; Chordata; Mammalia; Carnivora; Mustelidae.